Messenger RNA from Thermothielavioides terrestris NRRL 8126, 893 nucleotides. RefSeq lists its product as uncharacterized. Bases 246 to 578 code for a protein of 110 amino acids. Lineage: Eukaryota; Fungi; Ascomycota; Sordariomycetes; Sordariales; Chaetomiaceae. The transcript has 3 exons. The record is from RefSeq and is a predicted model, not a curated record.
AGUGGGGUGAGAAUCCCAUCGAUAAUGGGAUUAGCAAGCAUCGUGAACUCUGUCUUGGUGGGGAUAUUCAGCACACCCCGCUCGGAGAUUGGAGGUUGCGUCCAUCAGCAACUCCUGGUACUUAUUCCUUCACGAUCUCCGAUUUAUAAAAGCCAGCAGUUAGCCUGCCGUUUCACCUACAGGCCGGGCACAUCUCGAAAAACGUUGAUUCUGAUUCCGGUACCGACUUACACCUGGCAGAUACCAUGAGUGUUACGCACGUUGUCCUGUUCAAGUUCAAGGCUGACGCCAACCCCGAGGACGUGAGAGCGGCUUGCAAUCGCUUCCUAUCGCUGAAGACCAACUGCAUCCACCCGACGACCAAGGCCCCGUACAUCCUCUCCCUGAGGGACGGGCGGGACAACUCGCCCGACGGGCUGCAGGACGGGAUGACGCACGGCUUCGUGGUCGAGUUCGCCUCGGCCGAGGACAGGGACUACUACGUGGCGCACGACCCGGCCCAUCAGGAGUUCGUAAAGAGCAUUGGGGGUGUGCUGGAGAAGCCAGUUGUUGUGGCCUUCUGCAAUGGCGUGUAUUAGUUGUACUAUUUUACUACUGCCAGCUUGUUGGAUGUGUUCCUUGACAGCGGCAUGACCAUAGAGUUCAGUAAUCUGCUACCAGUAGCCGGUGGGCUUGACUCCAUCUUCGCUAGCCCGCCCCAAGUUGAGUCUCCGGCUUCGGGGAACGUCGACCAAAAAUAGGAUCGAUCGAAAUCGGAGCGACAAGUUGGUGCUGUGUCAAGGUCGGCCGUGUGCUCAAGCUCGAAGUCGGCAACCUCGCCAUGAUCUUCGAGAUCAUCAAGGACUGCAGCACAUCGGGGAGAGUGCAUAGCGGAGGAGGUCAGAAACACCCAG